This is a messenger RNA of Lytechinus variegatus (green sea urchin), 3070 nucleotides long. Its product is annotated as heterogeneous nuclear ribonucleoprotein H2-like. Gene Ontology annotation, cellular component: ribonucleoprotein complex. Gene Ontology annotation, molecular function: RNA binding. The transcript has 11 exons. Bases 140 to 1492 code for a protein of 450 amino acids. The record is from RefSeq and is a predicted model, not a curated record. NCBI's taxonomy places the organism in Eukaryota, Metazoa, Echinodermata, Echinoidea, Temnopleuroida, Toxopneustidae.
UUGAAGAAAGGUGGAAGGAAGGUUGUUCACUCCAAGCAUUGGAUCGGAAAAAACCAAAAUAUAAACUGAUGUUACACAGUCUUUAAUUAGUGGAUUGAUUUGUAACAGGCUUCAAUAACAUAUCAACAGUGACCCAGAGAUGGCUGAAGAUGAUGGUUACGUCAUACGGGCCCGGGGUUUACCCUGGAGUACCACAGCAGCUGAAGUGAUGGACUUCUUUGAAGGUUGCAAUAUCGUUGAUGGGGAGAAGGGCAUCAACUUCACCUUCAACAACAGUGGCAAGCCCUCUGGAGAGUGCUUUAUAGAGUUUGAGACAGAGGAUGACUUUCAGGAGGCGAUGAAGAAAGACAAGGGUUACCUACAGAAGAGAUAUAUUGAAUUAUUCAAAUCUAAAAGGACUGAAAUGAUAUGGGUCACAAACCGCAACAGUGAUGGAGGUGAAAGUCUUGUCAAGCUGAGAGGGCUCCCUUUCAGCUGUUCGAAAGAGGAGAUCGCAGAGUUUUUCAGCGGGUUGACGAUUCAAGCGAAUGGGAUUACGCUACCUACGGACCACGAUGGGCGCAAGACGGGAGAAGCCUUUGUGCUGUUUGCAUCAAAGGAAAUCGCUGAAAAGGCUUUAAAGAAACACAAGUCGCAUAUGGGGCACAGGUACAUUGAGAUCUUCAAGUGUCAACGGGAUGAGCUCGGAAGGGCGACCAACCCAUCCCGUGGGCGUGGCAUGAACAGACCCGGCCCCUAUGACAGGAACUCUGGCGGGGGAGGUGGCUUUUCUCGCGGUCGCGCACGGAACUCUGGUUUUGAGAGGAGAUACGGAGGUGGUGGCGGUGGAAGCAGUUACGGAGGUUACGACAAUGACUUUGGGUAUGGAGGCUAUGGUGGCGGUGGAGGAGGAGGUUACGGUGGAGGUGGAGGAGGGUAUGGUGGCGGUGGAAGGAGUGGUAGAGGAGGAGGAGGAGGGGGAGGAGGAUGGGGUGGAAGCCCCCAGCCAUUGUUCUCAAGAGGAGGAAGAGGUGGAAGACGAGGUGGAGGAGGAGGAGGCAGAGGUGAUAUGGGAGGGGGCGGAGACUUCACAUCUUCAACGGGCCAUUAUGUUCAUAUGAGAGGGUUACCGUUCAAUGUCACAGAGCAAGAUAUCAGAGAAUUCUUUCAUGGAAGCGCCAUGCCCUGCAAUAUUGUCAUCCACGAUAUCAACGGCAAGCGAACCGGUUUAGGCGACGUUGACUUCGGAAGUCAUGAAGAGGCCCAGGCAGCCAUGAAGAAGGAUAAGAACAACAUUGGCACACGUUACAUCGAGCUUUUCCUCCAUUCUAAUGAAGGCGGCGGAGGUGGAGGUGGAAGAGGGUUCGGCUCUGGAGGAGGACGAGGAAGCGGCGGUGGAUACUCAGGUGGUGGUGGUUACGGUGGUGGCGGUGGUGGUGGUAGCGGUGGCUACUACGAUUCAAUGGGCGGAGGAGGUGGAGGUGGAAACAACUAUGGUGGGGGCUAUCAGUGACCUCCGACGUCAAGCUUCAUUCUACAGUCAACAUUUCUUUCAAGCCCUUUUACCACACGUACAUGAAUCAAUACGGAGGUGGAAUCCUCUCUGUUUGAUGCAAUUGCCAUAUUUCUUAUCUUUACGUUGUCGGGUGCUGCACCCUAGAUGUAGAUCUCCUCACAUAUCAUGAUAGAUUAUCAAGUUGAAAUCAGAAAUUGCAUUAUAUUUGAACCCGCAUGUAUGCAUCAACAAAAUUCAGAUUUUCUGCAAGACAUGAAUUUUCUUUAAAAACCCUCUGUUUUAUAUUCUUUAUAAGAAUUAUGUUCAAGAAAUUUUUAACUGGCAUUUGUUACGAGGAUGUUGCACGAUUUGCGUAUUUUUUAGUCCCCUUUGGAAAAACCAUGUAAUAAUGAAUUGCCUACCCAUGUAGGUUGUUGAUUUUGAUAGUAAAUCACAACAGAAGAUGGAAGAUAAUCAAAAUCCUCAAUGAUUUCGCCCAAUACAACGUCAUUCAAAACUUUUUUGUAUUAGAUUGGAAAAUUGGUUUGAAUGUUUUCUAUGUUAAUGGUAUUGGCCAAAGAGUUUGAGUUGUUUUUAACCAUGUACAGAGUACCUAAUGUGUUUUUCUAAUGUUAAGGCAUCAAAUCUAACCAAAUCUAACCCAGCUUACGUGUUAUCCAAUGAAGCAUACAAUUAGAAUCAAUUAUGAUUGUGUCCUCGAGAAAAAAAACAAUGUCAGCGGGCAUUUCUUGAAGCGAUGUGUCAAUAAAUGAUAUUCUCUGACAAAUGCAUCUUUGACCAAUCAUGUGCAAGGAUUUCAGUAGCUUUCAACAGCUGUAAGUGAAAAUCAACCACAAAAUGCUCUGUGAAAUGCUCUCCUAAUAGACAGAUUGAUGCCUCACAUCUAGACAGCCCAUAUUGAUGCAUGUAUUUAAAUUAGAGGCUAAUUAAUUAAAAAAAAUAUGAAAAUCCAAAUAACCCUUACUGUAUUCUGGAUUAACCUUAUUGAAUGGAUCAAGAAUAGUUUGUAAAUAUUUCUUAAUCAUGUUCUGACUUUCAUUAGUUGAUCUUGAGAUGGCUUGUCAAAGUGCUAUAAUUGAUGUGUAUUCUUUUCUGCAUGGACAUCAAUUGUUGGUAGACUUUCAUGUACAUGAACGUAUUGUAAAUGUCAGUGUAAGUUGUCAACUUUUUUCUUACUUUGUUCAAUUUUUAGUUUGAUAAAGGUGAUAUCAGCAUCUUCUACUUGAAGUUAAAUGCAACUGUAUAGGUAUUUGUAAAUCACACACUGCGGUAGGUUAGAUGAAUUCAUAUCUGAAUUGAAACACAAGUUACAGUUGACACAAUCAAUUCAAAUUGUUGAUUUCAUUGUGUUGGGUUUAAAUUGCAUGUCACAUGCCCAAUUACAGCAAGAAAUGGAAUUUAUAUGAUUGCUGAGAAAAGUGUCAUUCUAACGUCCAUGAUUCAUCUUAAUGAUCUUAGUAAUGUCAUCAGUUGCCCGUGAUACACAUUUAUUGUGUGAUGUUGAAGUGUUAAUUGUAAAUGUCAUUCCCUUCUGCUUUGUUCCAGUUUUGUGUAAAUGAACCUGUUUUUCUAGAA